AUGAUAAGUCGCACUGACGACGGUUUUUCAGAUGCAGAUAUCCAAGGACUCAAGUUCGCAUUCUCACAAAGCUGCAGCACUACCAACGGAGCGACCACCAGCUCAGGGUUGGAGAUAGCUAUGGCACCAGCGAACUACCAAACUGGCUGGCAGUCCCACAAGAGUGCAGGUAACCUAGAGCAACAGAUCUCACUAGGCGGUAUUUGGACCGGAUCACCUGUAGACGUCAAAGGCAAAGGCGUCGCACGGAGCCUCGAUUGGCAUUUGGCCACCAUGGCAUCGAAUGAUAGGGAGCGCGAAGGUCCGUAUCUUAUCUGCUCAGCAGUCACGAUAUUGAGCAAUUCGUUUCCCGCGCCCCUCCCCACUCACCCGAACUACGGCGCUGCUCUCCUCGAGUCUCUUCCUCGUUCUGUACUUGCAAGGCUGCAGCGUAGAAUGGCCCCUUUAUUGCAGUUCGAUGUCGUCGGAUCCCUUCCAAUAGAACUCUCUCUCCUCAUCUUCACGCAUCUCUCAGCAGCUUCAUUGCUCACCUGCUCUCUUGUAUCCAAACGUUGGCACGCCCUCGCAACAGACCAAGCAUUGUGGCGUCGUCUUUGCUACGCACACGGCUGGGAAUGGCGCACGGACGUUGCUGCGCCUGCCUCUUGGGACGGACUUGGUGCUGUAGAUCCCGCGGAUGCAGUCGUUGGCGAAGAAAGGGACGAAGAUGAAGGUAUGGGUGACGAAGAGGAGGACGAGGACGAAGGUAGCGGUGAGGGCGCAGGCGAUGUCAUCGAUUUUAUAGGGGAUGACUCAGUAGACUGGGCGUCCAUGCCGAUGGACAUCGACGACAUUGAAGCACAGGGCCUAUCCCAUUUCCUCAUACCUAUCAACCAUACUGCAUUCUCUUCCUCCUCCACAUCUGCCAUCACCCCGAUAUCCCGUGUCACUUCGCAACGUGGCUUUUCACCCCGACGCGCGCAUCUUGCACCUGACUAUAAGCUCCUCCACCAGACGCACAUACUCCUACACAAUCGUUUCUGCCAGGGUGCAUAUCGCAGGCGUACCCUACCUUGCGCAGACACCGGUGGACACACUGCUGCAGUGUACUGCCUUUGGUUAUGGACGUAUCCUGCGGGGCUCGAUGGUCGGUCUGCACCUCUGCAGGUGCUGUUUACGGGUUCGAAGGACCGCACUGUGCGCGAGUGGGAUCUGCGCACGGACCGCGUACGACGCGUGGUCGGUGAAUUGCAUGAGUCUAGCGUCCUAAGCUUAUGCAUCUCUUCUGACUUUGCGAAGUCGGGAACUCCUGACGGAGAGGAGGCGCUGGCAGACGGGCCUGGUAAUGCUGGGUUACUAGUGAGCGGAGGCAGUGAUAGGCGUGUAGUUGUCUGGGACCUCGGCAAGGACAGGCUCGUCAAGGUGCUCCAAGAUCAUCUCGACAGUGUACUUUGCGUUCGUGUUGAUAGCGGGAGACUGGUGACCUGUUCCAAAGACCGGACUGUCAGAACAUAUGCAUUUCCGUCCUUGAAGCCUCAGUUCGUGUUUCGUGCACAUCGUGCAGCUGUUAACGCGGUUUCCGUCGUCGGUGACGUGAUAGUGUCUGGCUCUGGUGACCGUUCCGUGCGCGUUUGGAAUGCGAACACGGGUGCGCUAAUCAGCACCUUUGAAGAACACCACGCACGAGGCAUCGCUUCUAUCGAGUUCAGACCCCCAUAUUUGUUGUCCGGCUCGUCAGAUAUGCAUCUGCGCAUGUUUGACAUAGCUUCGUCCCAAGGCUGGUCGACCAACCCUGAUACUAUUCCUUCUGGCACGAUUUCCUCGUCAUCAUCGCACGCCCAAGAUAAUAUUGCAAUGAUACCGGGACAGGGGACAGCACCAUUCUUUUUACAUGCCUCCCUAACACGGCCCGUGUCUGAUACCCCGCGGCCAGAUGCGAAUACUGUCGUGUGUCAUGCGUGUGGAUCACAGGGACUGGCUGCACGGCGUGAGCAAGAGAGACAUACACAUCUUGUGCGAAGCGUUGCCCUUGGGGAGGAGUUUGCUGUCAGUGGGAGCUAUGAUCUAACGAUUAAGGUGUGGGACAGAAAGACAGGGGCGCUGGUUGCUGACCUGACUGGCGGCCACACGGGAAGGAUAUUCUGUGUGGGUUUCGAUUGUACCAAGAUUGUUUCGUGCGGGGAGGAUCAGAGGAUCUGUAUUUGGGACUUUUCCCAUGGGAUUGAUACAUCUUUCAUCAAACUGUAG
Messenger RNA from Suillus paluster, 2226 nucleotides. RefSeq names its product WD40-repeat-containing domain protein. The transcript has 8 exons. The coding region runs from base 1 to 2226 and encodes 741 amino acids. NCBI's taxonomy places the organism in Eukaryota, Fungi, Basidiomycota, Agaricomycetes, Boletales, Suillaceae. The record is from RefSeq and is a predicted model, not a curated record. Gene Ontology annotation, molecular function: protein binding.